Messenger RNA from Sorex araneus (European shrew), 727 nucleotides. RefSeq names its product NADH:ubiquinone oxidoreductase subunit B8 (gene NDUFB8). The coding region runs from base 75 to 635 and encodes 186 amino acids. Gene Ontology annotation, biological process: mitochondrial electron transport, NADH to ubiquinone. Lineage: Eukaryota; Metazoa; Chordata; Mammalia; Eulipotyphla; Soricidae. The record is from RefSeq and is a predicted model, not a curated record. The transcript is spliced from 5 exons. Gene Ontology annotation, cellular component: mitochondrion.
GUGCGUUUGGCCCCGCUCAGCCGCCGUAACGGGGCCUCUGCGCAUGCGCAGGAGGAAACGGAGCGAAGGUGAAGAUGGCGGCGGCCAUGGCCGGGGCCCUGGGAGUCCGAUGGCUGCAAAGGGCGGUCCGGAGCGUGGUGCCCUCCGGGGCACGGACAGCCUUCCACAUGACUAAGGACAUGCUCCCGGGGCCCUACCCCAGGACCCCCGAGGAACGGGCCGCCGCUGCCAAGAAGUACAACAUGCGGGUGGAAGACUACGAGCCGUACCCGGACGACGGCAUGGGGUAUGGGGACUACCCGAAGCUUCCUGAGCGCUCCCUGCACGAGAGGGAUCCGUGGUAUGAAUGGGACCACACCGACCUGAGGAUGAACUGGGGUGAGCCGAUCCACUGGGACGUAGACAUGUAUCUCAGGAACCGUGUGGACACGUCCCCCACGGCUCUUUCUUGGGAUGUCAUGUGUAAGCAGCUCUUCGGCUUCGUGGCCUUCAUGCUGUUCAUGUUCUGGAUGGGCGAGGUCUACCCCACCUACCAGCCAGUGGGGCCAAAGCAGUAUCCUUACAAUAACCUGUACCUGGAACGAGGCGGCGAUCCCAACAAAACACCCGAGCCAGUGGUUCAUUAUGAGAUUUGAGGCGGCUUCAGGGGCUCCGUGCACCGCCCCCGCUCCUCAUUCCUCAAGGUUCCAUCUCACUGAAAACCCUAAUAAAACCUAGUGUUACGGUC